This is a messenger RNA of Dipodomys spectabilis (banner-tailed kangaroo rat), 2833 nucleotides long. RefSeq names its product RAD17 checkpoint clamp loader component (gene Rad17). Lineage: Eukaryota; Metazoa; Chordata; Mammalia; Rodentia; Heteromyidae. The record is from RefSeq and is a predicted model, not a curated record. The coding region runs from base 232 to 2343 and encodes 703 amino acids. Gene Ontology annotation, cellular component: nucleus; Rad17 RFC-like complex. Gene Ontology annotation, biological process: mitotic DNA replication checkpoint signaling; DNA repair; DNA damage checkpoint signaling. Gene Ontology annotation, molecular function: chromatin binding; ATP hydrolysis activity; DNA clamp loader activity. The transcript is spliced from 18 exons.
UCAGGGUGCGUCGCGGAAGCGCCGGUUAGAUUUGAAGGACCCCAGGAGGCCGGACCUCCGGGCGGCCCGGCGCUGUGAGCGGCUCGAGGGCCGGGUGGGUGGCUGCUCUAUUCCACCGUGCGCAGAGCGUGGCCUCCUCGGUUCUUCUCCGUCCACGUAGGAAUGCAGCUCCCGCAAAAAGCAUUAAAGGACAUUAAAAUUGAAGAACAGUAUUGCCAAUGAAAGUUUCUAAUGUCAAGUGAAUUAUACCUUAAUAUAUUACCACUUGUGUACUAUGGAUGGAAACUACUGAAGUUUAUAAUGUCAAAAAUAGGUCUUAGGCCAAAGGUAUCUUCCACAAAGGUAACAGGCUGGGUAGACCCCUCAUUUGAUGAUUUUUCAGAGAAUACAUCCAUCUCUACUAUUACUACUGACUCUUCAGGUGUGAAUAAUUCAAGUCAUAGAAGGAAAAAUGUGCCUUCCAUAUUAGAAAGUAGCAGAUUUCCAACUAGAAAAAAAAUAAAGUUAUCUCCUUUAGAAGAGUUUCAUGGUCUAGAAAAUUCAAAUGGAUGGAUGUCUGAAAAUGAACCAUGGGUGGAUAAGUAUAAACCGGAAUCUCAGCAUGAACUUGCUGUACAUAAGAAGAAAAUUGAGGAAGUUGAAACCUGGUUAAAUGCUGAAGUCUUGGAAAGGCAUCCAAAACAGGGUGGAUCUAUUUUAUUAAUAACAGGUCCUCCUGGAUGUGGUAAGACAACUACUUUAAAAAUACUAUCAAAGGAGCUUGGUAUUCAAGUACAAGAGUGGAUUAAUCCAGUUUUGCCAGAAUUCCAAAAAGAUGACUUCAAGGAAAUACUUAAUUAUGAAUCAAACUUCCAUGUACUUCCUUAUCAAUCUCAGAUAUCAACUUUCAAAGAGUUUCUACUAAGAGCAGCAAAGUAUACUAAUCUGCAAAUGCUUGGAGAUGAUCUGAGAACUGAUAAGAAGAUAAUUCUGGUUGAAGAUUUUCCUAACCAGUUUUUUCGAGAUCCUCAUACUUUACAUGAAAUUCUAAGGAAAUAUGUGCAGAUUGGCCGUUGUCCUCUUGUAUUUAUAGUCUCUGACAGUGUCAGUGGAGAUAAUCACCAUAGGUUACUCUUCCCUAAAAUAAUUCAAGAAGAGUGUUCUAUCGCAAGUAUUAGUUUCAACCCUGUGGCACCAACAAUUAUGAUGAAAUUUCUCAAUCGAAUAGUGACCAUGGAAGCUAUAAAGAAUGGAGGAAAAACUACUGUUCCUGAUAAAACUUCUCUAGAGUUGCUUUGCCAAGGAUGUUCUGGUGACAUCAGAAGUGCAAUAAAUAGCCUCCAGUUUUCUUCCAAAGGAGAGAACAAUUUACAGCCAAGGAAAAAAGGAAUGUCAUUAAAAUCAGAUGGUGCACUGUCAAAAUCAAAACGAGGAAAAAAACCGGAUGGUGUUUUUGAAAAUCAGGAGGUCCAGCCCAUUGGUGGCAAGGAUGUCUCUCUCUUUCUCUUCAGAGCUUUGGGGAAAAUUCUGUAUUGUAAAAGAGCACCUUUAGCAGAAUUAGACUCACCUCGGCUACCAUCUCAUUUAUCAGAGCAUGAUCGGGAUACAUUACUUGUUCAACCUGAGGAAAUAGUAGAAAUGUCACACAUGCCAGGAGAGUUGUUUAAUUUAUAUCUUCACCAAAACUACAUAGAUUUCUUCAUGGAAAUAGAUGAUCUUGUCAGAGCCAGUGAAUUUCUGAGUUUUGCAGAUAUCAUCAGUGGGAACUGGAAUUCACGCUCUUUACUUGGGGAAUAUAGUACGUCUGUAGCUACAAGAGGUGUGAUACAUUCCAACAAAGCCCGCGGAUUUGCUCAUUGCCAAGGAGGAUCAAGUUUUCGACCCUUGCACAAGCCUCAGUGGUUUCUAAUACACAAAAAGUAUCGGGAAAAUUGCCUGGCAGCAAAAGCACUUUUUUCUGACUUCUGCCUACCAGCUUUAUGCCUUCAAACACAGCUGUUGCCCUAUCUUGCUCAGCUCACCAUUCCAAUGCGAAAUCAAGCUCAGAUUUCUUUUAUCCAAGAUAUUGGAAGACUUCCUCUGAAGAGACACUUUGGAAGAUUGAAAAUGGAGGCCUUAACUGAUAGGGAACAUGGAUUGAUGGACCAUGACAAUGGAGAUGAAGCUCACCUCAGUGGAGGACAUCCAGCAGAGGAAGUGCCUGCUGAAGCUGCUCACACUGCAGAAGAGGAAACCUGGUCAAUUCCUUUGAGUCAGAACAGUGGGAGUGACCUGCCUGCCAGCCAGCUUUGGCCCUCUUCCUGGAAAGCUGAUAUGGAAGAAGACAACAUUGUAAUAGAGGAAUGGGACAGUGAUGGGCCAUAGGGGCCAGCCUGCCAAUCAGAUAGCUACUCAACAUUCAGUUAGUUGUACUCAGUGGUACUUACACAGAAUUAAUAUACUUUUCUGGAGAAUUACGUUUUUAUAAUUCUUUACUCUUUAUCACAAGCAACUGAAUCGUGGUCAUAUUGAAGUAAACAAAAGUUCAAGCCUAAAAGCAUGCUCUGUUUCCCCCUAAUACUUAGGCUUGUCAAUGCUUUAGGGAGAACAAGGAGGUCAGUGCGUGUGAAGUAUGUUUGAACAUUAUGCCAAAUACCAGAAAAUGUGAACGAAUAACCCAGAAUACAAAAAUUUAUGAUGUAAAUACGAUUUAUAAAAUAGGAUGCAAUUAUGAGUGUAAAUAAACGUUGUGCCUUAUUUUCAGAGUAUUGUCUUCAGCUCCUCAGAUACCAUUUUUAUAUGUUGUACAAUAGAAUAUUUUACUUUUUGGAAAAUAUUUACAUAAUUUAUAUCGAAAUUAAAAUGUUGGAUUUCA